GGAUGAGAAAUAUACACGAGAAAUUCUGUGGGUAAAGUAGGCUGUUUUAAUCUGUUGAGGCUCGAGCGGAUUUAUACCGCGAUUUGAUACUUGAGUCUUAUAAGUCACAUACAGCAUGCACCUCACGUAUCAUGACCAAACCAACUACAUCAAUCCCAUUUGAAAUUGCUGCAAAUAUGGCGUAUAGCAUAUCUUCCGACCAACGAGCAUUUUUUGAGAAGAAUGGUUAUCUGAUUCUCAAAGACGUCCUAUCUAGUGAUGAGACUAUAAAAUUGCAGAAAUGGGCUCAAGAAGUUCAUGAUCUACCCCGCACCGAGGAUACCCCAUGGAUGCCAUAUGAAGAAGUCAACAAAUCUGGAAAAUCCGUACUAUGCCGCACGGAAAACUAUGCAAAUUACCAUGCGGAUUUCAAUGGAUUGCUCCGAGGAGACAAGAUUCUGGGAAUACUUUGCCAGUUAGCUGGGGAGGACAUGCUGCUUUUCAAAGAGAAGAUCAAUUAUAAGCUCGCCGGCUCCGGGGGAUUCGCGCCACACAUCGAUAGCACAGCAUACACUCAUGUGAAGAACAUCAAGCAUUUGACGAUACUCGUUUCCGUGGACGAGUCGAACAUGUCUAAUGGCGGCCUCGAAGUGGUUGAAGGUAGCCAUCUGAUGGACGUCCCCAUCGCGAAGGCGGAUAACUGCAUUGAGCCAUCGUGGGCAGGCGACCACACUUGGUUGCCCGUCGAACUGGAAGCCGGUGUGUAUAUUCUGAACUCAAUUCUGGGAGUGUCUAGCUAAUCAUGAUAUGCUGCAGGCCAGAUUCUCAUCUUUGGCUCUUACCUUGCACACCGUAGUGGUGCCAACAAAAGCAGCUCAGAUCGCAAGGCUAUUUAUGCGACUUAUAACUGCAAGAGUGAAGGAGAUUUGCAUGAUGAUUACUAUGCUGACCGUGCCAAACUGUGGCCAGCUACGCACAAGAGACAGGGGGGGAUGAAGUACGAGGAGGGUGCACUUAGAUAUGGCUUUGGAAGCCCAAUGUUGACCGUUGAUUCAGGGAAGCAG
Molecule: messenger RNA, 1043 nt
Organism: Pseudogymnoascus verrucosus
Lineage: Eukaryota; Fungi; Ascomycota; Leotiomycetes; Thelebolales; Thelebolaceae
Exons: 2
Coding region: 132-779 (215 amino acids)
Source: RefSeq, a predicted model, not a curated record